Dichomitus squalens LYAD-421 SS1 is the source of this 897-nucleotide messenger RNA. RefSeq lists its product as uncharacterized. NCBI's taxonomy places the organism in Eukaryota, Fungi, Basidiomycota, Agaricomycetes, Polyporales, Polyporaceae. The transcript has a single exon. The record is from RefSeq and is a predicted model, not a curated record. The coding region runs from base 1 to 897 and encodes 298 amino acids.
AUGGCUAAACAUUCUGCACAGCAGCGAGCGGUUUUGUCUAGUGUUGCCGCGGUGUUCGGUGCAGACACUCUGCCUCCGAUGUACCGGUUGGACGAAGAAGACGAGGAUGAAGAGGAUGUAGUGAAUGUGGUUGCAACGGAAUCGACCGGUGAUGAGUCAACGACGGAACAAGUGCCACCCCUCUCGCAACCGUGGAAUGACUGGCUUGCCGAACCAUAUGUGACUAUUCCGUCGCAAGAGGACGUAGUGCUCGAUGACGAUGUGUCGGAGAUUCCCGGACUUGGUAUUUUCUCUGGGAUGUCUGGACUGCCUCCUGCAGUCGGCUCCCCAGUCUCUGUCGCUGCAUCCACGCUUGACCCGACCGUCUUCGUCCCGUCUCACGUCGACAAUUUACGUCCACUCCCUCCCGGACCGGAGACUGAUGCCGCCCAAUUCGAACGCCUUUUCCGCGAGCUUGAAGAGGACUACCGCUCCGGUCAAGGGCAUGCUUUGGCCGACGCAGAAGCAUCCUCGUCUCCACGGCAGCUUGACGGUCCUCAAGCUAGGCCGAGCGACGAAGUCCCUGUCCAUGAUGCGGAUCCUCCGUUCAUGACGGACGGUCGAGGACGAGUCGUAUGGAGCAGUACUUCAUCAUCUCGGUCCCGUGGCCGUGGCCGUGCGGUCUCCUCAUCGGCGACUAUCCUUCCACAUACCAAGUCCACCAUCGACAUCACUCCCGCAGAAGAGAGUUCCGAAGGACAGUCGCAGCGGGACACUGAAGAUUCCAGGUUGCCGAGCUCCUCCCGUUCACUCGUCCGCCGACAAUCGGUUCCCCUGCUCGUCUCGGACGCGGGCGCGGGCGCGGAGUUUGUUACGGACGGACGGGGCGGCGUCGUCUUCGCCUCCAACAACCAUUGA